ACCGGAUUAAUAAAAAACGAAAUAAGAGAAAAUAAAUUCUAUAACGAAUAAUUCAUGACACAACCUGUCUUCAAAUGCAAGUGGCGCCCUCAUCGUGACAACUGAAAAAACAACAUGUCUGACAAAGUUGGAUUGAGUAAUUAAACACGUAUUAUUACUGACUUGAUGAGGAAAUGAUACCUUAUAAAGUUUUUAAUACAUACUUAUAAAGACAUACACAAUGGACAGAAGUUUAGGGUCUCGACUGCAGACAUUGUUUCAACAAUUGGAAAAGAUCGGGGGCAAGCAGGCAAGAAACCAGACUAGCACUGAGGACCUACAGUCGAUUAGAUAUGUCACUACUAAAAUCUACCAGAUUCUCAACUCACAAGCCUCUGGUAAUAUACAGAGUCCUGACAAAGCUCACAGGGACACAGUCAUUAAGAACUCGGGAUGGAUCGAUCUAAUUCUGGCUACUUUAAAGAACACAAGUGACAGAGCUGUACUUUUGAACACAAUACAGAUUUUAGCAGAAAUUGUAGGGAAAACUCAGGUUGGUAAACGAGCCAGUGUGCUAGUGAGUGCCAAUGCCACCAACAUUUUAUUCCAGCUGGUCUAUAGAGAGGCUGAGGACCAAAUGUCCACCGACGAAACCAUGAUGCUGGCUCACUACAUCCUGGGAAAACUCUCCCAGAAAGACCGUAAAUUUGCAACCAAAGCAAGACUUAACUUGGUCCUGUUAAUCACUCUGAAUUUGAUCAAGAAUAAUCUGUACAACUUUAAGAAUCUUCAGUCAUUACUACAGGUGUUCAAAGCCUACACAAACAAUAGUGUGAAUGCCUCCUACCUGGGGAAGCAGAACUCCAUUCCUCCCAUGUUCCGCGUGAUCCAGCAAUGUGGGAGGAAACACACAGCGAUCCUGAAGCUGGCGCUGGACAUCCUGACAAACCUCACCAAGUCAAGGAACAAUGCAGCAAGAACGAUAGGUGGGGAGCACGUCCCACAUCUAUUGGCACUGUACCAUGAAUGGCACCAGCUGGACACCAAACACAGACAUGUCAGUCUCAGGAAAGCCAUCCUAAACAUCCUGAAAAAUAUCACCAAUCUCCGCUCUGGGAGGAAGGCCCUGGCUGAUGCUAAUGGGAUCCAGGUCCUGUAUGACAGUGCCCUGGAGGUGAUAGAUUGUCGGGAGAUGGAGAGCUUGAUUCUUCUGGCCAGCGUUAUCAUGAGGAAGUGCUGUCCCAGAAAUAAACUGCCCCUAGACAAUCUACAGAGUCCAUACUGCCAGGAACUGCCCGAGUCUGACCUGUAUCCAACAGGACAAGAUGGGUUGAAUGACAAUGGUUUUAAUGGUAACUCCCCGGACAGUGAUAACAGCUCACUAGAGGAGGAUGACGACAUUGAUUCCGAUGAUGAAAGGUUCAAAACAGAGGACCAUUCAGAAGAGGCUGAGGAUGAUGCCACUGAAGCACCAGAGCCAUACAAGAGAACUCCAGAGGACCUGAGAAUGUACGACAAUUUCUUCCCAGAACUGUUUGAAAUUGAGCCCCAGGAUGAUGAUGAGCCGUCAGCUUCUAUUUAUAUCCCCACGGGUAACAUAGACUCCUACGGAACUGUUCCUUCUGAGCCUGAGCCCAGACAAACUGCUGUCAGAAUGCCAACAGCCUCCAGUUACUCCAGCUCUAAAAGUAGUGGCUACAGCUCCUUACAUUACGAUACACCAGACUACGAGUCUUACGGUGCUACGCGGUGUGACUCCGCCACUGCCAUCAACCUUAAAACCGGAACCAGUGUGUUCUCAUUGGACGGACCCUUAUCUCAACCAGCCAAAGCCCCGCCCAGUGCCAAACCCAAACAACUGCUGCAAAAAUCAAACAGUUCCUCCUCCUCACUUCGUAAGCAGAAAGGAAGUAAGAAAAUAGCAAAAGACAAAAAGAAGAAGAGUUCUUCCUCCUUGUCUUCUCCAGCCAGUACAGGAGUGAGGCUGAAUGAAGCAGAGACCGAGUUCUGUAAUGCGUUGUGUAUCACCCCAUUCCCCUCCUCCAGUAAGGAGUUUGACCUUGAUCGGGAGGGGUACAGCAGUGAUGAGGAGGAGAUGGACCAGUGCCUUCACAGCCCCAUCGUAUUCCAGGAACUGGCUGGUGCCACCAAGAGUGUCUUCAGGUUUGAGAAGCUGGCAUAUCCAGACUUAGUGGGAGGGAAAUCCCCACCUAGUCUGGAGGGACUGUAUCACAGAAAAUUUGGAGUUCAGAGGAUGAAAGUGUUUGAGGACAUAGACAGAAUGAUCCACCCAGAACAUGUUAUAGACCGCGUGGUGUAUGAUGUGGAUACCGUGGUAGCCCGGGCCUCUAGUGCCUACUCCCCAUCUAACUCUAACCUCAGUAACAGGGACCAGAUGAGGAUAGGAAGUCGACUUGAGGCUGGUGGGUCUGCUUCAUUACGUUUUAAUUCACAGUUUGAGAGUGGCAAUCUCAGGAAGGCCAUCUGGGUUCGAGAGUUUGAGUAUGACCUUAUUUUAAACCCAGAUGUGAACACCAAUCACCACCACCAGUGGUUCUAUUUUGAGGUCAGCAAUAUGAUUGCUGAUGUGCCUUAUAGGUUUAACAUUGUCAACUGUGAGAAACUCAACAGCCAGUUUAACUUUGGAAUGAAACCGGUGAUGUUUUCUGUGACUGAAGCCAUGGAUGGAAAGCCAUAUUGGUUUAGGAAGGGCUCCACCAUCUGUUACUAUAAAAAUCACUUCACUCGCAGUGCCCAGGCAACGGGGGGAGUCAAGGGAAAGACUUAUUAUACUGCCACCUUCACUGUGACUUUCAAACAUGACAAAGACAUCUGUUACCUAGCAUACCACUAUCCUUACACAUUUACCACUCUACAGACCCAUCUGAACCUGUGGGAGCAGUAUCUAGACCAUACUCAGAUCUUCUUCAGGAAACAGACCCUCUGUAAUACAAUCACUGGUAACGGGGUCCCUGUCCUCACCAUUACAGCCCAGCCCAAGUCACUGAGCAAGGACUUUGUGGAUGACCUCAGAAGUAGACCAUACAUAUUUCUAUCAGGAAGAGUUCAUCCAGGAGAAAGUAACUCUAGCUGGGUCAUGAAAGGCACAAUAGAUUUCCUGUUGAGCAAGAGACCUGCAGCCCAGCUACUGAGAGAGACCUACAUCUUUAAGAUUGUCCCCAUGCUAAAUCCUGAUGGUGUCAUCAAUGGAUGGUUUAAUACCUUUGUCUGCCUUCUGCAUCUGGCCUCUGAUUUUCAGGUUUUCUGUGACUACCAUGGUCAUUCCAGAAGAAAGAACAUUUUUAUUUAUGGCUGCUGUCCCACCCUGUCCUACAUACAGAAUGACACCAAAAAUCCAGCAUGCACAGGAAAUAAGACAGAGGAUAAUUCAUUUAAGACAUUACCCAGAAUCCUUCAUCUGACCUCACCCGUGUUUUCAUGGCAGAAUUGUAGCUUUGUAGUAGAGAAAGCAAAGGAAACCACUGCUCGUGUGGUGGUGUGGCGACAGAUUGGUGUUAUACGCAGUUAUACUAUGGAAAGCUCAUACUGUGGCAUUGACAAGGACGGAAAAUUCAAGGACCAGCAUAUUUCUACCUUUAUGUUGGAGGAGAUGGGACAGAAGUUUUGUGAGGGACUACUGAGACUGAAGACCAGACACUCGGGAAAGGAUCAAGCAGUGUCCCUCCCAUUCAUGGAGGGAGGACCCUCCUCUAAUGAGCCCACUCAAGAAUCUGGCUCCGAUGAAUUGCUGGCAGAGGCUGAUGAAGAUAUAAACCUCCCUGAUGAACAAAUCCUUUACGGGGCUGAGGAUGAGGAAUAUGAUGAGGAUGAUGAAGAUGAAAUGUACGAGGAAGAUGAAACUUAUGAUGAUGACAGGAAUUAAACAAAGAAGAUUCUGAAUGGAUCCAGAGAAGGGUGGAAUUAUGGUGGAAUUAAACCUAAAUGAGUGCUUAAGGCUUGUGAUUAGUGAUUAGUAAAAUGUAUACAAUGGACAUAGAGAUUGUCAUAGAAUGGAGAUUCAUAAAGGUUGUUAUGUAGGGAAAAAAGAGAUAUCCGUGAUGUCAAACAAGGUAGCUACCAAAAGAAAGAAGAUAGAGAUCUGUUUGUGUUUGCAUUUAUGGCAAUCAAUUGCUUAUUGAUCACCAUAUACAGUGUACAUGUAUUGAGUCAGUUUUUUGUUUUUCACAGAGGUAACUUCAUAUAACAUAGGUUGUUUUUUUUUUAUGAAUUUUUAUUUCACAUACAUGUAAUUAUUAAUAAGUCUUCAGCAUUGGUGAUAUUUGAAUUCAAAUUUUAACUUAGGAAAUAUAUCUGACAGCUGAUUUAAUUCUUUUAAAUGCAUUCAGUAAGUAGUCUCUUUUGUUAUCUAUUGUGUGCAGUAGAGAUUCCAAGAUGAGGCCAAAAAAAAAUUAAUUAAUAGUUUCUCAGGCCAAAAAAUUCAAAAUUCAAUGCGGCAGGCAGGCUUCUUUUUUUUUUUUUUUUUUUUUUGGGAAGCAGGUUUUACAACUUUUUUUUUGUAAGUCAUUUGUGCAGUAAAAUCAUAAUAUCUACUAAUUCUUAAGUUUUAUUCUCUGAAAUUAGUUAUAAUAUGCAUUCAACUUUAAAUAAUGUUAUUCCAAACAUUUAUUUAAAAGUUAACUGAUAAAACACUUUAUA
Messenger RNA from Saccostrea cuccullata (small rock oyster), 4635 nucleotides. Its product is annotated as cytosolic carboxypeptidase 1-like. Bases 221 to 3862 code for a protein of 1213 amino acids. The transcript has 25 exons. Lineage: Eukaryota; Metazoa; Mollusca; Bivalvia; Ostreida; Ostreidae. The record is from RefSeq and is a predicted model, not a curated record. Gene Ontology annotation, molecular function: zinc ion binding; metallocarboxypeptidase activity. Gene Ontology annotation, biological process: proteolysis; protein side chain deglutamylation.